AUGGCGGUUGUAACAGUGGUGUUCAAUUCCUUUGCUUUGGUCGUCCUGCACCGUUGGCGCCGGGAGUUUGACGAUGUGAGUCGCAUCCAAUACCGCAGCCUCGCCAUCGCAAAUCUAGUCAGUGGUGUGUUAGUCGGUACCUUCGAAUGCAUGUACAGCAGCCCAAAUUCUGUUUCUGCUGCUGCCUGCAUUUACGUCCCAUUCGCAUAUAGCUUCAUGGUGUUAAAUUCGACGUACCACGUAGCUCUCAUAAACCUGCAGCGCUAUUUGGCCGUCUGUUACCCAUUCCAUUACAUCCGUCUAGUCACAGUUAAGCGACUCACGUUGCUCUUCAUAUCCAUGGAAGUCCUUUUCUUUGGAAUUUCUUUCGUCUUUUCCCCCGGUCCCGGAUUCCCAUUGACUGACUUCAUGACAAGCUGGUGUAGGCACAGAUCUAUAGAUUAUAUAGAAAUCGAUGGCGCGACCCUGGGCAAGAGUACUUUCAUUACCUUCGCUGUAUUUGGGAUCUUGUUCCUCAUCCCGUUCGUUUCGCUUACCUGUAUGAACAUCCGUCUCUUGGUCAUAGCUACCCGGGCCAGUCGACAGCAAGAGCAUGUUGUAUCUGUAGGCGUACGAAAUGACCAGGAAUCAACCAACGCUAGUUCAAGUACACCGGGACUAAAGGGACUUCGCACUGUCCUAAUCAUCACGGGGCUCUUUUACGUGUCUGUCAUUCCAGUGUGUGUCACCUUUUCUGCAAUGGCCUCGGAGGCAUCACUGAGUCAACAGAGCUACGACAUCCUCAUCUUUAUAUCCAAUGUGGUCCUGAUGUGCAGCUGCUGGUGGAACGUUCCCGUCUACAUGUCAACCAGUUCCUUAGUCAGUCAGAGGGCGCUAGAGCUGCGGAAAAAGUGGAAGUGCUGCAAGAUUGUCCGGCAUAGCAAUCGUAUCGCAUACGGGGAUGACCUGACACUUUAUAAUUAUUCCCAAACGGGUCUUCCUUGA
Molecule: messenger RNA, 984 nt
Organism: Strongylocentrotus purpuratus (purple sea urchin)
Lineage: Eukaryota; Metazoa; Echinodermata; Echinoidea; Camarodonta; Strongylocentrotidae
Product: trace amine-associated receptor 4-like
Exons: 1
Coding region: 1-984 (327 amino acids)
Biological process (GO): G protein-coupled receptor signaling pathway
Cellular component (GO): membrane
Molecular function (GO): G protein-coupled receptor activity
Source: RefSeq, a predicted model, not a curated record